This is a messenger RNA of Cuscuta campestris, 1914 nucleotides long. Lineage: Eukaryota; Viridiplantae; Streptophyta; Magnoliopsida; Solanales; Convolvulaceae. The record is from the annotation of a GenBank genome assembly.
GAUAUGCUAGGGCCCUUGCAUUCACUUCUUCGGUCAUUUCAUUAUCUUUCAAAGUUUUGGGGUCUUUACGUGUAGCAAAGUAUUCUUGAAUUACAAAUGCAGUUUUCAUAUGUGAAACCCAUCGAUGGCGCCGGGACCAUGCCCCUACAAGCUCCGAUGGCGGUGACGUCGUUCCAGACGCCGAUGCCGCAGCCAUCACCUUUCCAGUCCCAGCUGGUCAGCACCAUGGCCUCUGUCAACUUGACCGACGCACUUAACGCUGCGGGGCCGUCGCGUCCCCCGCAAGCUAUGAAUCCGCAGAUCACUCCUGAUGGUCAUUGCGUCUUGAUUGAGAGCGAUGACGGCGAGUGGGACAUCCCGAAGGCCCACAAGAAGAAGAAAGGAAAAAACAUCCGGCCAGCGACCUCCCAAAACUCCGCCUUCGAAAGGCUGGGGGAUAGGGAGGAAGGCCAGAGGAAGUUAGCCAAGCAAAGGCUGGGGCAGAGCGUUGCCCAUGUCAGCGCGUUCGCCCGGCUAGGCGAGGUGCGGGAGGCCGAGCCUGCCCGCACCCGGCGCUCCUGGUCUAACCGGCAAGAGCCAGCGAGGACGAGGGCCUCUCGUCAAGAAGAGGAAGUAGAGAGCCAGCCCAGGCUACCGGUGGCAAACCGGUUGACCAUCCCAAAUGACCGCGUCCAGCAGAUGGAGGCAAAACUAGAGAGGCUGGAAAAGAAGGUCGGGGAGAAGAAUGACCGGGACAAACCCUUGGCGGGGUCCCCGUUCACCACAAGGGUCCAUCUGAAACCUUUCCCGCGAAAGGUCAAGAUCGAUGCCCCUAGGUUCACCGGGAAGGAAGAUCCGGAAAUCCAUCUGGACUCCUUCAACCAGAGUGCAACCAUGAACGGUUGCACUGAUGAAGAAAAGUGCCUUCUUUUCUUCCAGACCUUGCAGAACCGAGCCACUGAAUGGUUCAAUAAGCUUCUCCUGGGAAGCAUUGACUCGUUCAGUGAUUUGGCCUCAAAAUUCAAGGCCAAGUUCCAGGAGAAUUGUACUAAGAGGAAGAAACUCACCUAUCUUACUAUAGCCGGGCAGAGGGAGUCUGAGAACCUUACUCAGUUCCUUACCUGGUGGAAGGAAGAGGUGGACAAGGUGGAAGAGAUGGAUGACAAAACCGUCCUCUCCCUCCUCUUGAAUGGCUUGCGCGCUGGGGAACUAUACAAGGAGUUCUGCCGGAAACCCCCAGCCACGUACCAAGAGGCCUACCAUAAUGCGUGGGAGUUUGCUGAGGCUGAAACUCAACUCCGGGCAAAGAGAGAAGCUGAGCAUGGUCACAAGUCCAAGCCGGUGCAAGUCAAGAAGGAAGAAGCACCGGGACCUAGCCGGCCGAGGCACCACUAUGACCCAGUCAUCCGAGUGGUCAAUACGGAAGAAUGCCAAGAAGUCCGGAAAGCACCGGUCAUUCCUCUAGAAAACCCUACCGGUCAAGUAGGGCGGCAGUGGUCGGGCACCUAUUGUUCGUACCACAGGUCAGAUUCCCAUAACACCCACUACAAGAAUUUGUCUGGUCUGCAACGGAAAUCUGCUACAGACCCUUUACCGUAGCAGAUCUGCAACGGAUCAGCGACGGUUCCGUAACCUAUGAAAAAAAAUAAAAUCUGCGACGGACGUCAUUUUUCCGUUGCAAAUCAGCAACAGAAUAUUUUACCCUGUCGUAAAUUUGAAUAGGUCAAAUUUUGACCUGGUUAUCUGCGACGGACCCUGAAUUCCGUCGCAGAUCCGUCGCACGGAAGUACUAAAAAACAAGAUUGGUUUUUUCCCAGCCAUUCGUCCUUCAAACCUAAUCCCAAUUUCUCUCUCUCCCUCACCCGUCCUUCAAACGCCACCCCUCCCCCACCCUCUACGCCCGUCCUCGCCGCCGACGCACGUCCUCGCCGCCAG